AUGGGCAUCAAUGUCAUCAGGUCGGAGCUGGUCAGACCGAGUGAGGAUACCCCGCAUGGCCCGUUUUGGCUAUCCAACCUCGACCUUGGCGUGCGAAGCGGCUACUCGCCGACGAUCUACCUGUUCCGCCCCCGCCAUGAUGACCGCUCUGGGUUCUUCUCGGCGGACGUCCUAAGGACAGCCCUGGCCAUGGCGCUGGUGUUGUUCUACCCUUUGGCUGGGCGGCUCGGCAUGGCCCCCGACGGGCGGGUGGAGAUUGAUUGCAACGGCGAGGGUGCCGUUUUCGUUGUCGCUGAGUCUGAUGUUGUGCUAGACGACCUCGAGGACUUCAUGCCAUCGAAAGCGAUGAGUGACAUGUUCGUGCCUCCUUAUGAAAAAGAGGUCGGCCCCGGCGCACCCUUGCUCCUGCUUCAGGUUAGUUUGGUGAGAGGAGGCGUGGUACUCGGCACGGGCAUGCACCACUAUGCCCUUGAUGGCCGCAGCUCUUUCCACUUCAUGCAGACGUGGUCUAGCAUGGCUAGGGGCGCUACCGGGGCUGUGGUAGCACCGUUCCUCGACCGAAGGGCCCCCCAGGCACGCUCCCCGCCAGUCAUCCUCUUCGACCACAGCCAUGAGUACUGCCAGAACGCCGGAUAUGCAACAAGUGCCAGGCCGUCGGAGUUAAUUGGUGUCAUCAUGCGCGUGACCAAUGCGCAGGCUGCCGCGCUCCGUGCGCACACGGGCGAGUCCUUGUUCCGCUCUCUCGUGGCUCACAUAUGGCGCUGCACGUUAAUGGCGCGUGCGCUAGCCCCCGACGCCAAGUCUCGACUCUACACGGUGGUCGACAUGCGUGCCCGUCUCUCACCCCCGCUUCCCAGCGCCUACUUUGGAAACGCUGGUGUGCGGACGUCGGUGUCAGCUAAGGUUGGAGACCUCCUCGCCAACCCCCUCAAGUUUGGAGCACAGCAGCUUCGCAUGGCGACGAAUCAGGGUGACGAGUACGCACGUUCAACUGUGGACUACCUGGAGAUGGCGGAUGAGCGGUCUAAACCUGGGAGGGAGCUCCCAGAUACAGACCUGCGGGUCAUAAGCUGGAUGGGCAUGGUGUCCCAUGAUGCCGACUUUGGGUGGGGGGAGCCAGCACUCGUUGCACCGGCUGCUAUGUCCUACACUUGGUUCAUUUACAAUAUUGGAAACAGUGGGGAUGUCGCGGUGGCCGUAGCAAUGAAGCCAGAUCACCUGGCCCGCUUCAAGGAGCUCUUCUUUGAUGAGAAUGAGAUGACAUGGUGA
Molecule: messenger RNA, 1269 nt
Organism: Lolium rigidum
Lineage: Eukaryota; Viridiplantae; Streptophyta; Magnoliopsida; Poales; Poaceae
Product: hydroxycinnamoyltransferase 4-like
Exons: 2
Coding region: 1-1269 (422 amino acids)
Molecular function (GO): acyltransferase activity, transferring groups other than amino-acyl groups
Source: RefSeq, a predicted model, not a curated record